Messenger RNA from Melampsora larici-populina 98AG31, 1833 nucleotides. RefSeq lists its product as uncharacterized. The transcript has 4 exons. NCBI's taxonomy places the organism in Eukaryota, Fungi, Basidiomycota, Pucciniomycetes, Pucciniales, Melampsoraceae. The record is from RefSeq and is a predicted model, not a curated record. Bases 1 to 1833 code for a protein of 610 amino acids.
AUGAGCCACGGGAAACAGCCUGUCUUUCUCUGUCUGUGCUCGAAAUGUAUCAAAGAAACUCACCCAGUCAACGGCGUCAAUCAGCCAGGUCUUCUCAUUCCGCGCAAUACUUGUCAAAUCCACCGGGCAGCGGAUCAGCGAGCCACUAUUCUAGCGGAUCUUCAAUCACAGGCUCGACCUAUGGUGACCAACGAUGAAGUUCACGAAGAGGAUCAGUUGAUGGAAGUCAACAACCGUGAUGAUGAACAUCAAGACCAAGUUUUUCAAGAACCUAUCACAAACCUCAUGGCAGAUGAUCGCAUGGAUAUCCACGCAACUAGUUCUUCCAGUCGCCGAACUUCCCAAAGCUUGGAGGGGGAACCUACAGGUCCUGCCAAAAAUAUAUUCGAUACAACCAAGUUCCUCGAGCAUAAUCUGAUCGGUGAAAUACCAGUUGUAACUCAUACCUGCUUGGUCGCUAGUCUCAUGGCAGUCUUCGACCACUCUUCACUCGUAACAGCAUCUUGGCUGCUAAGGGCUCAACGGGAUGGUAUUGCAACUUCAGCCGAGCACAGAGCUCAUGCGAUUGCUGCCCGUGAUGCCGAGACUGCCGCCGAGCGCAAAGCUAUCUUUGAAUCAUCUGGUGUUCGAUAUUCUGUCAUGGUCGAGUUAGACUAUUGGAAGGUAAUGGACUAUCACGUAAUUGACUCCAUGCACAACAUCCUCCUAGGACUUCUUUCUUGGCAUUUGACAAGGUUUUGGGCAAUGUCCGAGGAGGUAGAGAAUGAACCUCCUCCAUCUCCUAUGACAACCAACCAGAUUCGAAACCUGGUAGCCACAUCAACCGCCAAAAUCCGAAAUCACGAACGAUAUCAACACGAGCCCCCAAAAGUCCAAGGCGGGGUACCUCUAGCCGAAGCACAACUACCGUCAGACACCUCUUCCGGUGACGACUCCUUUGAUCCCCUAGCACAAAUGUUUUACGGCUGGGAUGGUAGCUACAAACAUCCACUAAGACACACUGUGACUUUUGAUUCGAAGAUACUCCGCAUAGUCAACUCGCGUAUAAAAAGGAUCCAUAGUCCUUCUUCGCUGCAGCGUAUUUUGCCAACCCUUGGCCAAAAAGGUGAGCUCGAGAUAACCUUCCUUGAAAGUUUCUGUCGAGCCGGAAAUCUAUCUGCCUUACUCAAUGACGAACGCAAGAUACCGGAAAGCUUGAGACCAUUACUCCAGCAGCUCAAGAAUAUCUUUGACCCAGUCGAUUUUGAGCCCCAAUCCACCAAUCAAUCCAAGUCUCAGCCACUUGAAGAGGCAAUCUCACAUCAACUACUCAAGCGUUUGAAUUCUUUCCGUGCGGAAGGCUGUAUCUGGUUACCAUCCGACGAGUGGGCCAAUCUUUCAAAAGAACUCGCUGCCGAAUUCGCGCCGGUUUCAACACACGCAAUCUUUGAAACUGGAAUUUGGCACGAUGGACUUCUCUACACCACUGUUGAUCAGAACCCAGACAACAGUGUAAUACAUGUAGUUUCGCGCUCCAAUGGGGCAACACUGUUUGGGCGAAUUGUCUCAAUAUUCAGACAUGAACGAUUCCCAACCAGAAACCGACCAUCUGUUUCCGAUACAUGGCUUAUGGUUGAAUACUUUGUGCCGGUACCAGAUGACAAGCCGAAUCCUUUUGCAAAAGUCAACAUGCCUGACAUGCAGGUACAUCUACGCCUUACAUUAACAAGCACCCCGCGCCUUACCCAUAUCAGCGAAUUAAUUGCUCAGUGUGCAUGGAUUGUCUACGAGCCCAAAGAGAUUCACUUCCUUUUAGGUAUGGAAAGCAUAGCAAUGGUCUCCAUUGAUCGAUGA